AUGCUCAGAAACGGCGGAGGAACCGGUUUCUCGGUAUGGCCUCCUGAAGCCCCAGCUUGCUUCACCGACUCGCUCGUUGUGGUACCUCUACCUUCUGGAACUUUUCCACUUUUAAGAACUGGUUCAUAUUAUGCAACAGUACAGUUAGCGGAGAAAGAUCAAGAUUCAAAGAUGCAAAUUUUCGUCAAGACCUUAACCGGUAAGACCAUCACUUUGGAAGUCGAAUCUUCCGACACCACUGACAACGUCAAGGCUAAGAUCCAAGACAAGGAAGGUAUUCCACCUGACCAACAAAGAUUGAUCUUUGCUGGUAAGCAAUUGGAAGAUGGUAGAACCUUGUCUGACUACAACAUCCAAAAGGAAUCUACUCUUCACUUGGUCUUGAGAUUGAGAGGUGGUAUUAUCGAACCAUCUUUGAAGGCUUUGGCUUCCAAGUACAACUGUGAAAAGUCUGUCUGCAGAAAGUGUUACGCUAGAUUGCCAGCCAGAGCUACCAACUGUAGAAAGAGAAAGUGUGGUCACACUAACCAAUUGCGUCCAAAGAAGAAGUUGAAAUAG
Molecule: messenger RNA, 558 nt
Organism: Eremothecium sinecaudum
Lineage: Eukaryota; Fungi; Ascomycota; Saccharomycetes; Saccharomycetales; Saccharomycetaceae
Gene: RPL40A
Product: ubiquitin-60S ribosomal protein eL40 RPL40A fusion protein
Exons: 2
Coding region: 1-558 (185 amino acids)
Biological process (GO): translation; protein ubiquitination; modification-dependent protein catabolic process
Cellular component (GO): nucleus; ribosome; cytoplasm
Molecular function (GO): ubiquitin protein ligase binding; structural constituent of ribosome; protein tag activity
Source: RefSeq, a predicted model, not a curated record